AUGACUGCUGUUCUAUUUCUAUGCUUCCUCCUCCUCUUCUGUUUCUCCUUCACCCCUUCUUUACAAAAAGUCAGCGAGUCCGAGCCGCUCGUGCGGUUCAAGAGCUCGGUGAAUAUAACCAAAGGGGACUUGAACUCAUGGAGAACAGGAACCGAUCCAUGCAAUGGAAAAUGGUUUGGGAUCUACUGCCACAAGGGCGAAACAGUUUCAGGCAUUCACGUAACCCGGCUCGGUCUCUCUGGGGUCAUCAACAUCGACGACCUAAAGGAUCUUCCGAACCUAAGAACAAUCAGGCUCGAUAACAAUCUCCUCUCGGGUCCACUCCCUCCUUUCUUUAAGCUUCAUGGCUUGAAAUCGCUCUUGCUUUCAAACAACACCUUCUCAGGAGAGAUCGCAGAUGAUUUCUUCAAGGACACGCCACAGCUCAAGCGGGUGUUUCUCGAUCACAAUCGUUUCACUGGCAAAAUCCCUUCAUCCGUGAUGCAACUCGCCGGCAUCGAGGAGAUUCACUUGCAAGGAAACCAGUUCUCUGGUGAGGUACCUCCGCUUACAGAUAGCAACAAGAUUCUAAAAUCCCUUGACCUAUCCAGAAAUAACCUAGAGGGAGAGAUCCCAAAGAGCAUAGCAGAGAGAAAGAAUCUAAAGAUGAACUUCGAAGGGAACCAGAAGCUUUGCGGGCAACCGCUGAAUAACCAAUGCGAAGACACGCCGUCAUCCACAGGUAAAGAACAGAACGAGGCCACGGUGAAAGCAAUCUUUAUAGCCAUCUUCUUUCUUUUGCUCUUCCUGGUCAUAGUGGCCAUUGUAGCGAGAUGGAAGAAGAAGAGGCAGCCCGAGUUCCGGAUGCUCGGCAAAGACCAUCUAAGCGACCAAGAAAGCGUCGAAGUCCGCGUGCCAGACUCCAUAAAGAAGCCUAUUGAGUCAAGCAAGAGGCGGAGCAACGCAGAUGGUUCCACUAAGAAAGGUUCAACGCAUGGAAAAGCUGGAGGAGGUGGUCCCGGAGGAGGCGGCAUGGGAGACAUUAUAAUGGUGAACAGCGAGAAAGGCUCCUUCGGUUUACCUGAUCUCAUGAAGGCUGCCGCCGAGGUUCUCGGAAACGGUAGCCUUGGAUCGGCCUACAAGGCGGUGAUGGCCAACGGGUUGUCCGUGGUUGUCAAGAGGAUUAGGGAUAUGAACAAGCUUGCGCGUGAAGCAUUCGAUGUCGAGCUCCAACGGUUUGGGAAAUUACGACAUCCUAACGUUCUUACCCCUUUAGCUUAUCAUUACCGCCGCGAAGAGAAGCUUGUCGUCUCUGAAUACAUGCCUAAAAGCAGUCUACUCUACGUUUUGCAUGGAGAUCGAGGGAUUUAUCAUUCGGAGCUAACUUGGCCAACAAGGUUGAAGAUCAUACAAGGAGUGGCACGUGGGAUGCAAUUCUUGCAUGAGGAGUUUCCAUCCUACGAGCUUCCACAUGGAAACCUAAAAUCAAGCAACGUUCUAUUAAGCGAAUCCUACGAGCCACUGAUCAGUGAUUACGCAUUCCUCCCGCUACUUCAGCCUAGCAACGCCGCGCAGGCUUUAUUCGCGUACAAGUGUCCCGAGUAUGUUCAAAACCAGCAGGUUUCGCAAAAGUCAGACGUUUAUUGCCUCGGAAUCAUCCUUCUUGAGGUCAUGACGGGGAAAUUCCCAUCUCAGUACCUAAGCAACGGUAAAGGCGGGACGGAUAUCGUUGAAUGGGUGCAAACGUCAAUCUCGCAGCAUAAAGAAGAAGAGCUUAUCGAUCCAGAGAUAGCGAGUAAUACUGAAUCGUUGCAACAGAUGGUGGAAUUGGUUCGGAUCGGGGCUACUUGUAUUGCAAGUAACCCCGAUGAUAGAGAAAGCAUGAAGGAAACUGUUAGGAGGAUAGAACGAAUAAAGAUUUGA
Molecule: messenger RNA, 1902 nt
Organism: Microthlaspi erraticum
Lineage: Eukaryota; Viridiplantae; Streptophyta; Magnoliopsida; Brassicales; Brassicaceae
Source: the annotation of a GenBank genome assembly